Molecule: messenger RNA, 2212 nt
Organism: Sturnus vulgaris (Common starling)
Lineage: Eukaryota; Metazoa; Chordata; Aves; Passeriformes; Sturnidae
Gene: SLC39A9
Product: solute carrier family 39 member 9
Biological process (GO): transmembrane transport; zinc ion transport
Cellular component (GO): membrane
Molecular function (GO): metal ion transmembrane transporter activity
Source: RefSeq, a predicted model, not a curated record
CGGCCGCUGCCGCCGAGCGAGAGAGACAUGGCUAAAAGCCUCUCCUGGGAACUCGGUGUCUGCACGGGUUAAGGCGUGUGGUGGGUGAGGUGGAAAAGUUGCUGUUGGAUUUCACUUCAAGGGACCGCACAGAAAGCGGCGAAAUGGAUGACUUCCCCUCCAUCUGCCUGCUGUCCCUGGCCAUGCUGGUCGCCUGCUAUGUGGCAGGAAUUAUACCCUUAGCAGUUAAUUUUUCUGAGGAGAGAUUGAAGUUGGUGACUGUUCUGGGUGCUGGGCUGCUGUGUGGAACUGCCUUGGCUGUCAUUGUACCAGAAGGAGUACAUGCACUUUAUGAAGACAUUUUGGAGGGAAAGCAUCACCCAGCAAGUGAGAUGCAGCACGUGAUGGAGUCUGAGAAGGUGGCGAAAAUCCCAGCGGUACAUGAGCAUGGCCACGACCAUUCCAGAUUGCACGCCUACAUUGGUGUGUCCCUUGUCCUUGGCUUUGUCUUCAUGCUGUUGGUGGAUCAGAUAGGCAGCUCUCAUGUGCACACUACAGAUGAUCCAGAAGCUGCAAGAUCAGGCAACUCCAAAAUCACCACAACACUGGGACUAGUAGUCCAUGCUGCAGCUGAUGGUGUUGCAUUGGGUGCAGCAGCUUCUACUUCUCAGACUACUGUCCAGUUGAUAGUGUUUGUUGCGAUUAUGUUACACAAGGCACCAGCUGCCUUUGGCCUGGUUUCCUUCCUGAUGCACGCUGGGCUAGAACGGAAUCGAAUCAGAAAACACUUGCUGGUCUUUGCCUUAGCAGCACCUGUUAUGUCCAUGGUGACAUACUUAGGGCUAAGCAAGAGCAGCAAAGAAGCCCUUUCAGAAGUCAAUGCCACUGGAGUUUCUUUUCUGUUCACAGUUCAUGUUCUCCCAGAAGUAGGAGGAAUUGCUCAUAGCCACAAACCUGAAUCAACUGGAGGAAAAGGACUCAGUCGUCUGGAGGUGGCAGCCCUAGUAUUAGGAUGCCUUAUUCCUCUAGUUUUGUCUAUUGGACACCAUCACUAAACGCUCAAACUUCACUGUUCUCCUCCUCGACAAGACAUGAGCAGUAACUGUCUGCUGCUCCCUUUAUCAUUCUUUUACCCAUCAUUCAUCCCAUCCACUUUAUGGAGUUCAGAGGGAAUCUUGAUUGCAAAAUGAGGAAUACCGGGGAAGUUUUUAGUGUAGCAAAAUGUACUUUGGCAGCCGGACGCAAAUUCUAUGUAACUUCCUUUUCUGAAGACAUUUGCUCUUUUAAUUGUUACUUCUGGCCCUAUUCUCAGGGAAGAUGGAACUUGAGGUUUAAGAGAGGUGAGCAAGGAAGAACAUAGCAACUCAUCAUGAAAUUGCAAUCACCAAAGUAUCCUGCAGUUCAGCUUUCACAGCUGAGAGCAAACCCCAAGGAUAGCUGCGUUGUGAAGGGUUGAAGUCUCACUAAUGAAGAAGGGGUCUCUCCCCCAUCGGUUCUGCGUUGUCCAUUGGCAAUGACUGGCCCUUGUGAUGCUUGUCACUAAGUGUAUUGUAGAAAUGGGCAACCCUGGGAGCUCUGCAUAACAUGGCUAUUGUCACAGAAGUGUCACUUGAUAGGAAAGAAAUUAUGUAGACAAUGUGUAGGAUUAGAGGAAGAAAUCAGCUGGUUAAGAAAGUGCAAAUGAGUCUUGCAGUGUAUUCCAUUGUUUAAGACAAAGGAUAGAAGCAAGGAGAAUAGUGUUUUGAUUGGUUUUUCAAUUGUUAAUAAAUUCUUAAAAGGCACUGUUUCUUGGGAGAUAGUCUUCUGCCAAGUCACUCAAGUGUUAAGCGCCAAAAAUGUCGGCAGGAAUUAUGUAUUGGCUACUGUGAUACACUACUGCUUCUGUUGAGAGAGAUACCCCUAGUUCCCUUUGAAAUAGAGCUGUUCUGGGCUCUGAGGAGUAGAAAUCUGAUGGAGACAGCUGUUGAGGGACCAGAGAACUUUACUAGCUCAUUUUCAAAAACCUGAACUGCUGAAAUCAGUGGAGAGCUGUGUGGGUUUUUCUACUAAAUAAAGGUAUUAUGGCUAACAAAACAAGAUGUUAACUAAUAAAUAUUUAGUUAAAUAUUUAUGAUGCAGGUAGAAUGUGAAGUGUUUCUAAAGCAGUUCUGAACAAAAAACUCUAAAACCCACAAAUAAAAAACCAAACUGCUGGGUUCCCGGUGGACCUGUUAGACAUACUGCUUUUCCUUUG